GCGCAGGCAUCCCAGAACAGGAAGCAGCGCGGUACCAGGCAUGGCGGCGGCUGCCGAGGGUGUCCUCUCCACCCAGCGGGAGGAGCCGGUUCGAGACGAUGCCGCGGUGGAGACAGCUGAGGAAGCAAAGGAGCCCGCUGAGGCUGACAUCACUGAGCUCUGCCGGGACAUGUUCUCCAAAAUGGCAACUUACCUGACUGGGGAACUGACGGCCACCAGUGAAGACUAUAAGCUCCUGGAAAAUAUGAAUAAACUAACCAGCCUGAAGUAUCUUGAAAUGAAAGAUAUUGCUAUAAACAUUAGUAGAAACUUAAAGGACUUAAACCAGAAGUAUGCUGGACUGCAGCCUUAUCUGGAUCAGAUCAAUGUAAUUGAGGAGCAGGUAGCAGCUCUAGAGCAGGCAGCCUACAAGCUGGAUGCAUAUUCAAAAAAACUGGAAGCCAAGUAUAAGAAGCUGGAGAAGCGAUGAAAAAUUGAUUCCUGUGGGACCAAGUUUUUUUUAAUGUGGAAGAAUGUUUUAUAAGACCUGAAUCCUGAGGUUGAUGAAUUGUCAAAACUCCUCAAAAGGAAACUAUGCUCGUCGUCCCAGAAACAUCACCACAUUGGAGUAAACUGGAGGACUAUGGCUACUCCUGAACUUUUUUGAGGCAGUAUCCGUUGGAAACUCACACUUAUAGCUCCUUACAUUUUACUUGAAUGCUUCAUCAUCCAUUCAGGACAGAGAGUCUCUCAAAGUUUGGGAUAAACCUGGGCUUGCCAAUAGAAUCAAAUGAGAGGACCUAUUUUCUCUGGUCAUAGUUGAUCACUACGUUAUUUUCUUAAAUGGCUGGAUUUUGAGUUACUCUGUACAUGGUUGUUUUUUUCUAUUAAUGACACUAACGUAUUGCUAACAAGAUUCUAAAUUAAAAAAGGAAAA
Molecule: messenger RNA, 916 nt
Organism: Ceratotherium simum simum (southern white rhinoceros)
Lineage: Eukaryota; Metazoa; Chordata; Mammalia; Perissodactyla; Rhinocerotidae
Gene: BLOC1S2
Product: biogenesis of lysosomal organelles complex 1 subunit 2
Biological process (GO): endosomal transport; lysosome localization
Cellular component (GO): BORC complex; gamma-tubulin complex; BLOC-1 complex
Molecular function (GO): gamma-tubulin binding
Source: RefSeq, a predicted model, not a curated record